AUACUUCAUUUAUUCAGUUCGAAAUAACUUUGAAGAAGUUCGUACAUUAAUGUCAAUAAUGUCCUGUGAAAAUAGUAAACUACACAUAAAUAAUAACAUUAAACAGACUGUAGAGGAAGAAGUUAUAAAAGCAUUAAAAAAUGAGGAAUAUACUUUAAAUACAGUAAAUAGCUAUGGAGAAAAUUUAUUACACGUUAGUGCAGCAAAUGGUUGCCUUGAUAUAGUAAAAGAAAUUUUACAAAAAUGGAAUAACUGUGGUGUUAUAGACAGAAAAAAUAAAUUUGGUUGGACACCACUGAUGUUAGCAAUUCGUAAUGGAGAUACUAAAAUAGUGAAAUUUCUUUUAAAAGAAAAUGUUAAUAUAAAUGAAUCAACCUAUCUUGGUAUAUCAGUUCUUGGAUUAGCUGCUGCUAUCAAUAAAGAUAUGUUUGAAAUUGUAUAUGAAGCAUGUCCAUCAGCAUUAUCUAAUUCUAUAAAUGAUGAUAUUAAUCCACUUUGUAUUGCUGCUAUGAAAAAUGAUAAGGAUUUGUUUUUCAGAUUGUUAGAUAUAGGUUUUGAAGUUUCUAAGAGCAAUGAAUAUACUCAAAUUAUGAUGAAACAGUCAACAGUACCUGAAAUAAGAAAUUUAGCCAAAAGACAGCUUGAGAUAGAAAAUUAUUGGAAUGAUGUUUCAGAUAACAUUCCUGUAGAACAAAAUAUUGGAACUAAAUGUACUGUUAAGAAUUACUGCAAGAACAAUAAUCUAUUAUCUCCAAAUAUCCAUAUUAAUCCAAUUUUUUCACCUCAAUCAGUAAAACAUGGUACUAAUGAAGAUACAAUGAAAGAAUGUAAUAAUAAUAUAAGAGUGAAUUCAAACAAACACUUGAAACCUUUAAAAUUAAUAUUAGAGCACUCAGAAUGUGCUCCACAUAGCAUAAUUUCACCAACUUUAACUUGUGCUCUUAGUGAGAUGUUACCACAAUCUCCAAAUAUAUAUUUUAUGGAAAAUAAACAUGACGAAAAAAUUGAUUUUAAUGUAAUGACUAAUAUAGAAAAAGAACAUUCAUCAAAAAAUAAAGGUACCAUGACAACAUGUUCAAAAAAUAAUGACUUAUCUGAACCAUGUUUGCGAAGAUUACAGUCCAUUUGCCCACCAAAUUUAAAUAUUCAAAGUGAGCCAGAAGAUCUUGAUACUACUCUUGGAUACGUACCUGAAUUUAGCCCACUUCGUUCACCAAAUGUACCACCAGAUAUAAAUGAUGAAAAUGUAUUUGGAGAAAGUACACCAACUCCUCCACAUUAUAAAACACCUCCAAGAGGAAUGAUUUUAAAUUCAGAAGAAACAAAAAUGUUUGUUUUAUUGGAACAGUAUGGAUUAAGCCAACACUUUCCCUUAUUUAUUGAACAAGAAAUAGAUAUUAAUUUAUUUUUAACUCUUACUAAUGAUGAUUUAAUUGAAAUUGGUAUAGAAAAUAAAUCAGACAGAAAAAUUAUUUUAAAUGUUAUAACAGAGUGUAAGAAAUCGCUGAUGGAGGAAUGUGUGAAUUGUUAUUGUUCUGAAAGUAUCUUUAUAGUUACAUACGAAAUUUAUGUAAAACUUGUGUGUUUUUUAUAUGAGACAAUAUUUUAUUGAUAAGUUCAGUUUUCGUUUCUUUUGGUUUAUGAGGAAUUGAAUGUUGUUGUAGCCAAUUACUUAACACAUUAUUGUGUAAUUGAUGUA
Molecule: messenger RNA, 1699 nt
Organism: Megachile rotundata (alfalfa leafcutting bee)
Lineage: Eukaryota; Metazoa; Arthropoda; Insecta; Hymenoptera; Megachilidae
Molecular function (GO): protein binding
Source: RefSeq, a predicted model, not a curated record